Messenger RNA from Sesamum indicum (sesame), 906 nucleotides. Its product is annotated as DCL-like protein. Gene Ontology annotation, biological process: chloroplast rRNA processing; chloroplast organization; nucleologenesis. NCBI's taxonomy places the organism in Eukaryota, Viridiplantae, Streptophyta, Magnoliopsida, Lamiales, Pedaliaceae. Gene Ontology annotation, cellular component: nucleus; chloroplast. The record is from RefSeq and is a predicted model, not a curated record.
AUUGUAUUUUAACACAAAUUAGUUAGACGGAGUAUUACCCAUUGCUGAAGGGAGUGUGUUAAACCCUAAAUGAGAUUAGGGUUUUGGGCAUUUAGCGAGAAGCUCUCAUUUUCAAUCAAUGACGAACGAGGUUGCUUCAGAGCUCGCAAUGGAAGUCGAACCCCAAGUUGAAAUGGCCGUCGAACCGGAGCGGGCCAUGGAGCAGGAAGAGGAGGGUGGAAAGUCCAGUGAGGAGCAAGGGGUCGAGAAUUCGGGGAAGGAGGGAAUGGGUAGGGCCACCGUCGGCCCGAAGACGUUUGGUUCUUCUGUGGAGAUGUUUGAUUACUUUUAUAAGAUACUUCAUUCCUGGCCAACUAAUCUUGAUCUCAAUAAGUACGAGCACACGAUGUUGCUGGAAUUGCUGAAGAAGGGUCAUCUGGAAGCAGAUAGAAAGAUCGGCAAAGGUGUCAAAGCUUUCCAAAUCCGGUUUCAUCCUCAGUUCAAAAGUCGCUGCUUCUUCCUCAUAAGGGAAGACAACUCCGUUGAUGAUUUCAGCUUCAGGAAAUGCAUCGACCACAUACUUCCCUUGCCAGAAAACAUGCAAAUCAAGCAUGAUGUCAACAAGGCCUUCCGCGGAAAAGCCGGUGGCCGAGGAAGGGGUGGUGGCCGGGGCAGAGCUGGAAAAUGAAUAAAAGAGUAGCUGCCACCCUUCCAUCAAGUUGAUAUAUUUAUAUUCUAGGAAUGAAUUUUUGGAAAUUUUGCACUUUAUUCUGAGUAUUUGUCAACGAGGGCUUUUUCUAGUGAAACAUUGCAAUUUUUUUUCAAGUAAAUAGUUUUUGCGAUCUUGGCCAACGAGAUUGCAAAUUUUGUACUUUAUUGUGGAAUUUUAUUUUCUUUUAAUAUCAAAUUCAGCUUGGCCAUGUCAAA